UUAUGUUAAUUUUGAUAGCGUUAUUAUUUAAUUUUUGUUUCAAAUGGUAUCGACUAUUAAGUUAUUGGAAAUCACGUAAUAUUAGUGGACCCAAACCGUUACCCGUUUACGGUAAUAUGUUUGAACGGUUUUACAAACCAUACGCCCGAAUACAACUAGACUGGUGUAGAAAAUUUGGCAAAAUUUUCGGUGUAUACUCUGGCGAUAAGCCAGUCCUGAUUGUUGCCGACCGGGUAGUCAUCAAACAAAUACUAGUCAAAGAUUUUCAUUUAUUUCGUAACCGCGGCGGCGGCGGUAGUGGUGGUGGUCCCGGAUCUAUACACCCGAUACUAUCAAAGUCCAUAUUUGUGGCCCGCGAUGACCAGUGGCGUCAAAUACGUAUGAUAUUUAGUCCGACAUUUACCGCAUCAAAGUUACGCCAUAUGUACGGCCUAAUGGACCGAUGUUCAGCCGAUCUUAUUGGCCAUUUGGACAACAGUUUGCUAACUACCGCCGGCACAGAGACAGCUGAUGGCACAGAGACAGUAGCGGCACUGGAUCUGCGACAAACAAUGGGCUCCUAUACUAUGGAUGUGAUAGCCCGGUGCGCGUUCGGCAUCCAAUCGGAUGUCUACCGAUCGGACAAUCAGCUAACCUCCAGUGCUAAUCAAACAUUUGCCGCUAUACCCGUGUGGAGGCUAAUACUAACCGCUAGUCUACCGAAAUUUUGGUGGAAACUAGUCGACCGAUUGGUCAGUUUAGUCGCCCGAAUAGUUAGUAUAGUCAGCGGCGGUAAAGGCGGUCAACAACAACAGCCGCCUCUCGAAAAUGUUUCCCAUUUUUUCAUACAAUUGUCGCGCGAUUUCAUUAGUAAACGAUUGAACAGAGAGGUCGGUGCCGUCGGCACUGAUGGCCAGCCAUUGAUAUUCAAUGAUUUUUUGCAGCUUAUGAUUGACUCGUCGACCGACAACUAUUCAAAUGGACAGCUAAACAACAACAGCACCCGUAGGUUAACCGAAAACGAAAUCCUAGGCCAGUGUUAUGUAUUUUUUAUUGCCGGCUACGAUGCACUGGUAUCUGCAUUGGCCUACUGUCUACACGAACUGGCCGUUAGACCUGAACUACAGGACCGGCUAUACGAUGAAAUCAGCGGAUUGUUUGCCGACACCGACGAGUCUACUAUCGAUUACAAUGAUCUCAAGCGCCUGGAGUUUAUGGAUGCCGUCCUAAAGGAAACCUUACGACACUAUCCGCCGGUUAUAAACCUGGAACGUGAGGCCCGACAGGACGUAACACUAACCGAUAGUACUGGUAGUAGUAGUAUAGUCAUAGCCAAAGGUACACAACUGGAGAUACCGGUGUAUGCCAUACAUCACGACCGGGACUACUAUCCCGAACCCGAUUUGUUCGAACCAAACCGUUUUAUGUCGACGUCGGGUGGCGGGGCUGAUGGCGGCCAAUGGCCACCAAUUGAGUCGUACACAUACAUGCCGUUUGGUUUGGGUCCGCGUAACUGUUUGGGCACACGUUUGGCCGUACAGUCGGCCAAACUAGCACUCGUCAAACUGGUCAGCAGAUAUCGGUUCAGUCCCGUAGCCGAUACCCAGUGGCCGCCCGAGUUUAUUUCGGGUGCUUCCCGUCGGUUUCAACUACAAGCCGAUCGCUUAAUUGUCGGUAUUCACAAACGUGUUGUUUUUUGAUUAGGUUAUGGGUGUAUGGGUGGGUGUGUUUGGUGGGAUUAUAUUUGAAUAUUGUGGGUGUGGGUGAUUUGAUUUUUAAAAAUUAAAAUAAUUGAAUAAUAUCUAUAAUAUAAUAUUUA
Oppia nitens is the source of this 1798-nucleotide messenger RNA. Its product is annotated as cytochrome P450 3A31-like. The record is from RefSeq and is a predicted model, not a curated record. NCBI's taxonomy places the organism in Eukaryota, Metazoa, Arthropoda, Arachnida, Sarcoptiformes, Oppiidae. The coding region runs from base 3 to 1679 and encodes 558 amino acids. The transcript has 3 exons. Gene Ontology annotation, molecular function: iron ion binding; heme binding; monooxygenase activity.